This is a messenger RNA of Cladocopium goreaui, 4524 nucleotides long. The record is from the annotation of a GenBank genome assembly. Lineage: Eukaryota; Dinophyceae; Suessiales; Symbiodiniaceae.
AUGCUGCACAUUGCUUGGCUCGACUCCAUUGCAUCGCUAAAGUUGCGAUUUAUAGUGUGUGAGCCGAGCUGUCACUCUUCGCCAAAAUGCUCUGAACUUAGCGCAAGCAGAUCCUUCAAAGUCCUGGUGGAUCUGGUGGCAAGUUUCGAAGAUAUCCUAAGGCUGCGGUCCCGCUCGACUCUGCUGCGAUGUGCAGCUGGUGUGGCGCUUUGCGUGGCCUUGCAGGCUGCACUUAGCUUUGUGGCUCCUGCCAGUGGCGCUGCAAAGGCUCCAAGCAAUACGCAUGCCGUCGCCUCCCCGCAACUGAGAGCGCAGAUGCAGCCAAGCAAUGCGGCCAGCGAGAUGCCAGCCGCCCACGCAUUCUCGGGAUCAACGCUCAUCCCUGCCGCACUUUUCACUGCCCGCUCGAUGGUCAGUGUUAUGAACGUCAUCAGCCGAUACGGGAAGGCUCCCGUGAGUGACUUCGGUGCCCCCUCUGGCAUCCGAAAUUUCCAGGAGAUGGCUUUGGGCUUCACCUCAGACAUUGCCAAGAACAACUUGGGAGAGUCCUUCUACAGGCCGUGGGUGCCUUUCAUCACUACCAUCUUCCUCUUCAUCUUUGUUAGCAACUGGUCCGGUGCUUUGAUCCCUUGGAAGCUGUUCGAGAUCCCAGCAGGUGAACUGGCAGCACCUACCAACAACAUCAACACCACCGUGGCACUGAGCUUGCUGACCUCCUUGGCCUACUUUGGUGGCGGCCUCGCCAAGAAGGGCCUGGGUUACUUUGCUCGCUACGUGAAGCCAACCCCCAUCCUGCUUCCCAUCAACAUCUUGGAGGACUUCACAAAGCCGCUGUCCUUGAGCUUCCGACUUUUCGGAAAUGUUGUGGCAGAUGAGCUGACGGUGGGUGUGCUCUGCUUCUUGGUUCCCUUCGUGAUUCCCUUGCCUAUCAUGGGCCUGGGUCUCUUCGCAGGCAAUGUCGAAAUGCGAAGCUUCACCCUGUGCCCACAAAAAUUGUGGGCUGCGGACAAGGACAAACAAAACAGGCUGCGGUCCCGCUCGACUCUGCUGCGAUGCGCAGCUGGUGUGGCGCUUUGCGUGGCCUUGCAGGCUGCACUUAGCUUUGUGGCUCCUGCCAGUGGCGCUGCAAAGGCUCCAAGCAAUGCGCAUGCCGUCGCCUCCCCGCAACUGAGAGCGCAGAUGCAGCCAAGCAAUGCGGCCAGCGAGAUGCCAGCCGCCCACGCAUUCUCGGGAUCAACGCUCAUCCCUGCCGCACUUUUCACUGCCCGCUCGAUGGUCAGUGUUGUGAACGUCAUCAGCCGCUACGGGAAGGCUCCCGUGAGUGACUUCGGUGCCCCCUCUGGCAUCCGAAAUUUCCAGGAGAUGGCUUUGGGCUUCACCUCAGACAUUGCCAAGAACAACUUGGGAGAGUCCUUCUACAGGCCGUGGGUGCCUUUCAUCACUACCAUCUUCCUCUUCAUCUUUGUUAGCAACUGGUCCGGUGCUUUGAUCCCUUGGAAGCUGUUCGAGAUCCCAGCAGGUGAACUGGCAGCACCUACCAACAACAUCAACACCACCGUGGCACUGAGCUUGCUGACCUCCUUGGCCUACUUUGGUGGCGGCCUCGCCAAGAAGGGCCUGGGUUACUUUGCUCGCUACGUGAAGCCAACCCCCAUCCUGCUUCCCAUCAACAUCUUGGAGGACUUCACAAAGCCGCUGUCCUUGAGCUUCCGACUUUUCGGAAAUGUUGUGGCAGAUGAGCUGACGGUGGGUGUGCUCUGCUUCUUGGUUCCCUUCGUGAUUCCCUUGCCUAUCAUGGGCCUGGGUCUCUUCGCAGGUUCCAUCCAGGCACUUAUCUUCUCUACGUUGGCGGCGGCAUACAUCCAUGAAGCUUUGGAGUGUGAACUGGCAGCACCUACCAACAACAUCAACACCACCGUGGCACUGAGCUUGCUGACCUCCUUGGCCUACUUUGGCGGCGGCCUCGCCAAGAAGGGCCUGGGUUACUUUGCUCGCUACGUGAAGCCAACCCCCAUCCUGCUUCCCAUCAACAUCUUGGAGGACUUCACAAAGCCGCUGUCCUUGAGCUUCCGACUUUUCGGAAAUGUUGUGGCAGAUGAGCUGACGGUGGGUGUGCUUUGCUUUCUGGUGCCUUUCGUGAUCCCAUUGCCGAUCAUGGGCCUGGGUCUCUUCGCAGGCAUGGCUGAAAGCUCGCAGUUGGUUCGUGUUGCCUUCUUUGCAGUGUGCUGGAUGCAGCAGGAAUGCUCCAUCCAAGCUUUGAUCUUCUCCACCUUGGCUGUGAAGCCCGAGCAGAGUUUUCUUGAUUUUUCCGAUGGCCUGUUCGAGGCAUGCGGCUUCAAUGGCCGUCCACAGCUCUUCACCCAGAUGUUGCGAGAUCUCCCGUCGCUGGUGAAAAGGCUUCAAACCGAUCGCGAGCCAACUUGUAUCUGUGCGUGGGAAAAGCAUCUCGUUGAACUCUGCUUCAUCGAAAGUGGUAAGGUGCGCGCGGCCAAAGGGGAGCCAACAAAAGAGGACAGUUCUCUUCAGAAACGCAAAGGAACUGAACACAGACCCAGGGUAAAUGGCGUUGCUCAGGAGUUACGACGACUCAAGACCUUCUUCGCAAGAGCUGCGGUGGCAUCAAAGUUGCUCAAGUCUCGACUGGCGAUGCCCAUUGCGUAUCCGCUGAAUUCAGCCAUGAUGCGAGAAAAGGGUGCCGACAGUGCUGAAGCUGCAAAGGCUCCCCUGUCAUCUGGCCUCAAGGACGAUGAGUCCUGGAAGCUUACGCAGAAAGGAUUGGCCCACGUGAUGCCCAUCGUGGCCGGCAUGUCCAAGGCCAUGGAAUCUUCUCAGGUCUACGUUUUCGCGUUUGCUUCGGAUCAGAGGGAGGAUUUUCUCGGAGGCUCCGCGACACUCUCACAGAAGUUUGCACGCUGUAGCGUUCACAACAAUGUUGAAAAAUAUAUCUUUCCGGCCGAGGAACCGCGUGGGUUGAGACUUCGGAGCGCCCAGGAUGUCGUUCUACUGCGGGUCAAUGGCCCAACGGUCAUUGGUCGCAAGGAGUGCGACAUCGAGGUGAAGCAUCCCUCGGUCUCUUCUCGACAUGCAUCCAUCGAGCUUCUUCCGUCAGGGCCUGCCCAGGACAGCUUUGAAAGCUCAUUGAAGGUAGCUUUGCUGACGGAUCUCAGCUCCACCAAUGGUACUUUUGCAGGUGAGCUGCCUGCUGGCACUCGGGUGCCGCCAGAAGGGGCGAGAUUGUCAAUUGGCGACUACAUGCGCUUUGGCUUCUGCCCGUGGAUCUACCGUUUAGAGGUCGUUCCAAGCGCUGAGAGCGCAGAGUCGACAGAGUGGGAUCAGGCAGGUACUUCCAGCCGAGAUGAGAGGCGGCAACAGCAGCUGAAAUUCGCUGAGACGUCUUACCUUGGGUGGUUGACGCAGGUCCGGGAAGAAUAUGCUGCGGUUCGAAGCAGAGCCGAAGCAGCAGGUUCUCCAAUGGCCUACAGUCCUUCACUGGAACAGCUGGAGGCCACUUGCACUGCCUUUCUGCAGCGGCCUGUGUCCAGGUGUGCCAGUGCUUCAUCGCCGUUUUCCAGGACAUGGGCAUCAAAGUUGCCAAGUCCCUCGGGGAAAAAUCGGCCUGCAACUUCGAUGGCCCAGCUGGCCAUGAAAUGUGACCAGGUGGAGACCGACACCCUUGAAGGAGUCGAACCUUGUUUAGCAGACAUCGAGGCGGAGGUAGAGCGGCUUGCAGGGCGGUCGUGGGAAGUAUCCAGCAUUCUGCGACCAUCCCUUGCUUCGGCCGCUGAUCUGGAAAAUGUGGAAUGCCAGAUUCAAGAGGCUUUGAACUUCGUCACUGAGUCUUUGCCGAGACUGGCAUCGGAUUUGGACCAGCAGGUUUGUGGACCUACCUUCCAAGCAUUGUUGGCCCGUGGUCGGCCAGCACCUGGGAAUGCGGCACGUGAGCGAACCAGCUCAGAGUUGCUGAAUGGACUGGAGGAGGUUUCAACUUUGGUGUUCUCUGCCGAGCAGCUCAUCGGCCUUCUCCGGGUGAAAAUCGAAGAUGAUGCAGAUUUGGCACUGGCCCGGACAGUGCUGGAAGACACAGUCCGCUUCUUCUGGGACUUGGACCAAUGUGCCAAGUGGCGUAGAGUGUCCACAUGGGAGCUCUUUGAAGAGGUAGCAUCGGUGCUCAAAGCUACACAAGCACUGACAUACUACCAGGGCGGUCACGAGCGCCACGUGAUGCCAGACCCAAAUAAAGUGCCAGAGGAUCCUGAGGGUUGGAAGGAGAAUGUUGACUAUCGCCUGAAUAUGAUGCGACCCAACCGCUUGAAAGCUGCCUAUGGCCGUGGACCGGGCUGGAUCGUCACCAAGACUGGACAGGGCCACGGCUGGGAUGACGUUGGAACAGGCAGAGUGGUGGAUUCCCCACUGCACCGCAAGACAGUGGACCCCUUCGAUGAUACGCCACAUUUUUCAACCCAGAGUGGAAAGAAAUUUGUUUCCAAGACCAAGUGGAACCCUCGUAAGAGUGGCUCCCAGUAG